Messenger RNA from Dujonia railenensis, 1362 nucleotides. Lineage: Eukaryota; Fungi; Ascomycota; Pichiomycetes; Serinales; Debaryomycetaceae. The record is from the annotation of a GenBank genome assembly.
AUGUCAUACUCGGAAUUGGAUCUGAAGUACCCUGUGGAUAAAGAUCUUUUCGUCUUCCCCACUCUUGGCUCCUUGGGAAUCGAAUCAGACAACCCCGGUAGCCUGUCUGUGUACUUAUGUGGGAACUCAUUGGGACUCAUGCCCAAGUCCACACCUAAGGCAAUUAACGACGAAUUGAAGGCUUGGGGAGAGAGAGCUGUUGAAGCUCAUUUCAGGCAUCCUGGUGCAGAUGACGGGUUGACCUCUUGGAUGGAUAUAGAUCUCCCCGUAUUGCCUUUAUUAGCUCCAAUAGUCGGAGCUAAGGAGACCGAAGUUGCACUCUCUGGAUCAUUGACUGCAAACUUGAACUCGCUUUUGAUAAGUUUCUACAAGCCAAAGGGCUCAAAAACCAAAAUAUUGUUUGAAAAGCAUGCUUUCCCAUCGGAUUACUACGCUUUUCUCAACUUGGUUAAGUUGUUCGGUUACGACGAAUCUCAUUUGAUUCAGCUCGAAGUUCCAGAAGGCGAAACCUACUUGAAAACUGAAUAUAUUUUAAAAACCAUUGCAUCCAGAGCUGAAGAAAUCGCUAUAAUUUGCUUACCUGGUAUCCAGUAUUAUACUGGGCAAUUUUUCGAUAUCGAGACGAUUACUAAGUUUGCCCAAAAUCACAAUAUCGUUGUAGGAUGGGACUUGGCUCAUGCCGUGGGAAAUGUCCUGUUGAAGCUCCAUGAUUGGGGGGUGGAUUUCGCUGCAUGGUGCUCUUAUAAAUACUUAAAUUCUGGCCCUGGGGCAAUUGCAGGCUUAUUUGUUCAUGAAAAGUAUACAAAGAAUAACUCGAAGGACAGCUUUCCUCCAAGAUUAGCUGGUUGGUGGGGAAACAAUGCCUCUGUCAGGUUCAAAAUGUUGGAAGAGUUUGACCCCAUACAGUCUGCUUUAUCCUAUAGACAGUCAAAUCCUAGUGUCAUUGACGUUGUGAGCGUCAAAGCUUCUUUAGAGAUCUUUUCUGAGGCUGGUGGCAUUGACACUUUGAGAGAAAGAAGCUUGAAGCUCACUCAAUAUUUACAGGACCUUCUCACACAAUCGAAGUACUACUUAAAGGAUUCCCAGGACAAUAGGUUGGGAUUUCAGAUUUUGACACCAUUGAACCCUCAAGAAAGAGGUGCUCAAUUGUCGUUACUAUUCAAACCUCACUAUGAUGAUCCUAAGAAGAAUGUAAUGGAACUAGUUAUAGAAUAUUUGAGAGUGCAAGGAGUAAUCUGUGAUGAGAGAAGACCAGAUGUGAUUCGAGUGGCUCCCGCUCCCUUGUACAAUUCCUUCGAGGAUGUGUUUAAGGCAGUUUCAAAGAUAAUUGAAUGUCUAGAAGUGAUUGAAUCUUCAAAAUAG